AGUCCAUAGCGAGCGCUCAAAGUCGCUCAUCCCUCGUCAAGCUGCCAGUGUGCGGUCUGCCUGCUCACAGACAACACAGCUGCUGCACGACACUUCACCAAGACAGAGAGAAGAAGAGAAACACAGCGAGCUGGUAAAUCUUCUGGCCUGAGAAUGCAAAAGAAAAAUCUGCUUGUUUUCAGUAAUAUAUUUAUUCCGGACAAAAGUCACAUAUGCGGGACUUUUAUUUAAGUACAGUCUAAUGGGCGAGUUCAAACUUGGAUUUUUGCUGAUAACAAAAGGGGCUGCCGCACGAAAACGAACUAAGUGAGGAGUUUCUCACCAUUAGCUCGAGAGGAAACAACAGAAACAAUAUCAGGUCAGUUUGAUUUACAGGCUACAGACUUACACUGACAUUGGCUGACCGUUUCAACUACCGAGCGAACCAGAUGCACAGAGAAAGAUGCAUCUGGGAAAAGUUUUACUUUUUGUCCUCCUCCUGAACUGCGCGACUUUGAGCUCUUCUCUGUCAACCUGUGCCACCGUGGAUAUCGACCAUGUGAAACGGAAGAGGGUCGAGGCGAUACGAGGGCAGAUUUUAAGCAAGCUCCGGUUGACGACUAUCCCGCACUCCCUGGGACCGAAUAAGAUCCCGUAUCAGAUCCAGGCGUUGUAUAACAGCACCAAGGAGCUGCUGGAGGAGCUGAGGAGGGACCGACAGCAGAGCUGCGGUCAAGACAACACAGAGACCGAGUACUACGCCAAAGAGAUUUACAAAUUCAACAUGGUCUACGGACCAACCGAAAACAAUGAUCUGCUCUACUGCCCAAAAGGCAUCACCUCUAAAGUUUUCCGCUUCAACGUCUCUGCCAUGGAAAGGAACUCAACCAACCUCUUCAGAGCAGAGUUUCGUGCUCUGAGGGUGCCAAACCCAAGUGCCAAGAGGAAUGAACAGCGGAUUGAGCUCUACCAGAUUGUGAGGCCUAAUGAACACAUCAGGAAACAACGCUACAUCGGAGCCAAGAAUGUGUUGACCAAAGGAACCCCAGAGUGGGUCUCCUUUGAUGUGACUGAAACAGUGAGAGAAUGGCUGCUGAACAGAGGAAGUAAUCUGGGUUUGGAAAUCAGCGUGCACUGUCCCUGCCACACCUUCAACCCAAAUGGUGACAUCAUUGACAAUGAGAACGAGGUGCUGGAUGUGAAGUUUAAAGGCGUGGAUGGAGAUGAGGAAUACAAGCGCUUGGAUCUGGAUCACCUGAACAAGAAAAAGGAUCAGUUCCGACCACACCUUAUCCUCAUGAUGAUCCCACCACAUCGCCUGGAGUCUCAGUCUACACGACGACGCAAGAGAGCCCUAGACACCGACUACUGUUUCUCAACCACCGAAGAGAGCUGCUGUGUUCGUAAGCUCCACAUCGAUUUCAGACGCGACUUGGACUGGAAGUGGAUCCAUGAGCCCAGUGGUUACGACGCCAACUACUGCUCCGGGCCCUGCCCUUACCUGAGGAGUUCAGACACAACACACAGCUCGCUGCUGAGCCUGUACAACACUCUGAACCCAGAGGCAUCAGCCUCCCCCUGCUGUGUCCCUCAGGACCUGGAACCCCUCACUAUACUUUACUACUCUGGACGGACCCCCAAAGUCGAGCAGCUUUCCAACAUGAUCGUCAAGUCCUGCAAGUGUAGCUGAGGAAGACGUAAAGGGCGAGAUAGAAUGGCUGAAUUUAUAAGUUACUGAAGAAACCCAUGCUGAUUGACUUUUGGACUCUUAGCUGUGAUAAAUACCUAAACUGACCCUGUAGCCUCAUUGCCAAGUUCUGAACCACUCUGGAGGAGGUGACACCUUUUGUAGGAUGCAGAUUUUUCUUUAAAACUUGAGGUCUUGUGUUUGUAUUUUUUUUGUGUUUUCUCUUCCUAACCCUGGUCAGUUCUGGAAGCCCAACCCAAGCAAAACUUGAUCUUGCAAUUAAAGUUUGAUCUUAAAUGAUCCUUCUAGAUAGUAAAAAGGUUGACAUGACCAUCCCAAAGCAUAUUGUUUAAAUCUACAGUAUCCAUGAAAAACAUGUCCAGGAGAUUUGUAAUGGACAAUGAAAGACAGAGACUUUAAGUACCUGUUCUGCUUCAGAACGGGACAUAUUUUAGAAAUGUACAGUCUCUAAUUUGUCAGUAGAGCAGCUUUCUUGUUUGAUAUUUGCAAUGGUCACAAAAAUCAAUGUUCUCCUGGAUGGUUCUUUCUGUCUGGAAUUUACCGUGAACCUUUGUCAGACAGCGCACACUUUCUUCAAACACAAAAGGAGAAAGGACAGACUUGCUGCUGUAUCCAAAGCUGUGGUCGGGGGAAAAGGAGAGCAGAGAGAAUGCCUGUCAGAUAUGCAAUGGAAAGUGAAUGAACAGAAAUGUUGAGCCAAGCCUUUUUUUUUUUCUUUUUUUUUUGGUCAGCCAGCAGCAAUGGUAGUUUUUGUCGCAUCGAUUAGAAUGGAUGGAGGAGGAAGAAUCAGAAAGAUCAAGAAAGAAGAAGAAGAGGGGAACCUGUGGAAGUGAAAAACUGUGAUGGAAACUAGCCAUGAGCACACUCUGCCAUUCACUGGAAGUCCUCAUCCUGAACAGAUUCAAAUUAUUCCUGGGACAUCAAAGAAUAUGCUGGAAAAGGAACUUGUGUUAUGCAACAGGUUUUUAUGAGAUUUAUUUUACAUUAGUAGCAGAUUUGGUCUGUUAUACAACUUUUCAUAUAGGGAUUCUUACACUGACUGGGACCUAAAAUUGACGUGUAUCUCCUUCUAAUCAAAGUGGAAAAACUUCAUUAAACGGAACAUUUCCUUGUGAUUAAGAAAGAAUAUGCAACUCUUUAUUCAAGCAUGUUUAAGCUUACCUUUUGUAUUAGAUCCAUAAUAUGUUCGACUUAUUGUAUUGAAAAGAAAGCCAGAUGGGAACACUUUUACGUGAGAAAUAACAGGAAAUGGUCAAAUACUUGGUGGUUUAAAAAGAAAGUGUUUACUUGUCUUUAUCCCGCUGUCCUAUCAACUCACCUGCCAUCCUUCUUCACUCCAGCCACCUGACAUGAAAUCACAUGUAGCCAGGAUUUUGGUGUUCCCAAAACACUGAAUCCUUUCAUUCCCUCUGCUCUGUCUCUGUUUGUUUUGGUGCCCUUUUACAGUGUGAAGCCCUAAUGGAGCAGAAAAAUGAAGAAGGAGGCGGGGGGAAGUCAUAACAUGAUGGUGGCUGGAUGUACAGUUAGACCUCAUUUUAAGAGUCAGGAGAGCAACUCUGAAUCUCUGUACUGUUUGACUCUCACUCGGUCUGAGUCAUCUUUAGAUGAUAUUAAGGUGACCUUUGUGGCAGCAAUUUUGUUGACUGACUUGUUGAUCGUGAUUAUUAUUAAAAACACAACAUGACAAA
Molecule: messenger RNA, 3375 nt
Organism: Labrus mixtus (cuckoo wrasse)
Lineage: Eukaryota; Metazoa; Chordata; Actinopteri; Labriformes; Labridae
Product: transforming growth factor beta-3 proprotein-like
Exons: 7
Coding region: 443-1669 (408 amino acids)
Biological process (GO): transforming growth factor beta receptor signaling pathway; regulation of cell population proliferation; BMP signaling pathway
Cellular component (GO): extracellular region
Molecular function (GO): type III transforming growth factor beta receptor binding; type II transforming growth factor beta receptor binding; cytokine activity
Source: RefSeq, a predicted model, not a curated record